This is a messenger RNA of Moneuplotes crassus, 530 nucleotides long. The record is from the annotation of a GenBank genome assembly. NCBI's taxonomy places the organism in Eukaryota, Ciliophora, Spirotrichea, Euplotida, Euplotidae.
UAUUCACAGCUGAAUAUUUUUAAUAAUGGAACAGCUUCCCCAACACAUGGUCCCCAUGGUGAGGAGGGACAAAGAAGAAGAGAAGAAAAAGCCCAAAGACUCCAAACCUAAUAAGAGAGAAGCAAAUCUCAUGAGAAGAGCUGGAGGAGAGAUGUGGGUGGACGAUACCCUAGCAGAAUGGAACCAGAGCGAUUACAGAAUUUUCUGAGGUGAUCUUGGAAAUGAGGUUUCUGACCAUGUCCUAGCCAAUGCAUUCCGAAAAUACCCAAGCUUUGCAAGAGCUAAAGUUAUUAGGAAUAAAGUAACAGGAAAAUCUAAAGGAUUUGGAUUCGUUUCUCUUCUAAAAGAAUCUGAUUAUGUCCGAGCAAUGAGAGAGAUGAAUGGUCAACAUGUAGGGAAUAGGCCAAUAAGACUAACAAGAAGUAAAUGGAAGGACAAGAGUCUGAAGGGUGGAAAAUUCAAAGGAAAAGCCAAAUUUAAGAAGAAAGCCUUGUUCUAGAUUUUUCUUAAACUUCAUAUCUCAACUUUAA